Cajanus cajan (pigeon pea) is the source of this 1927-nucleotide messenger RNA. The record is from RefSeq and is a predicted model, not a curated record. Lineage: Eukaryota; Viridiplantae; Streptophyta; Magnoliopsida; Fabales; Fabaceae.
AGCAAAGGUGUUGGGCUUCUCACUUCUCUCACACCCUGCCCAGUUCCAGGUAUCAGAAGAAAUGACACAAAGACUAAGCUUUUCUUUGGUACUUUGAGUGCUCCAGUCAUUCCAUUCCCAAGGCAACCCUUUCCCUUUCAGUGCCACACGCAGAUUAAAUUGGGAUGGAAGUCUCUGGCCAGAACCUUGUGAAAUGUGAUGAAGAGAAAGCAUUGAAGUGCUUGCUUGAUGCAUUUGGGUCAGUGUUUUCUCUUGAAGACAUAGCUUCUGCAUAUUGCAAGGCGAGCAGGAAUGCGGACUUAGCUGGGGAGAUUUUGUAUGGAAUGCAGGGGAGCUCCUCAGCAGCAUCUGCAACCCUUGAUCCAUCUAAUGCAGAUGUUAGUGCUGAAGGGUCCUCUGGAUCAUCAAGCGGAUAUUGUUCCCUAGAGAAUUCUUUACAAGAGAGGAAAACCUUGAGGUCCAAAGUUCGCCCCGUUUCUGCAGGUAGUGUUUCUGGCCUUAUUGGCAAGGGGUAUGCUAGACCUGCCCCAUCUGCAAAUGGGUCUGUUGGUGUGACCAAACCAGCCAAGUUGGAUGCAAGGUCGCUGCCCAUGACCGGAAUCUGGCGUGAAAAGGGCAAGCCGGAUGUAUCGAGUUCCAAGCAUGAUUUGCUUCACCAGGACAUGGAAGAUUUCUUAUUUAAAAUGCUUGGGGAUGGCUUUCAGCUUGACAGAAAUAUGAUUCGGCAGGUUCUUGAUACUUGUGGGUAUGAUAUGCAGAAGAGCUUGCAGAAAUUACUAGAUCGAUCAAAUAUUACUUCGGGCAAAAGAACAGCUGUUGUUGGUGAUUCAGCUGGGAGGUUUACAGAUAUGAAACCAAAAUCCGAAGCACCUUUAUCUGAAAGAAAGUCUCAGGAUUUAAAUUAUCCCAGAGGUGAUGGAAACAUAGCUUCAAUUAGAGGUACCGAAUUACAUCCGCAACAGAAACAAAAACAUGACCUUCAGAAAGAAGUAUUGUCUAGUUUGUUUAAUUAUCAAGGGCAUUCUGAGGAGGCUCCUAAAAGAAUUGUGAAGGAUUUGAGUAAGAAAUCACAGCAUGGGCAUGUGGUUUUUGAACCUCCCAAAGAAUCCCCAGAAGAAUUCAAGAUUGACAUCGACUUGAUGGACUUAUCACGACUAGAAAAUAUAGAUGAUCCAGAAGACGAGGAAGAUUAUCAGAAUGCGCGUAGAGCUGUGAAGGAGUACCGAGUGGCAAUGAAUGAAUAUUAUCAAGCAGCAGUUGAUGCAUUUGCAAAGGGAGAUCAGAACAAAGCAGAAAAACUUCUAGAACAGGGCCAUUUUUUCCACAAAAAAGCUCAGGAUGCUGACGAAGAAUCUAACAAAAUGAUUCUUGAAAGCAGAACUGCAGAAGAAGAAAUGGUGCUUGACUUGCGUGACCAUGGUUCAAAGGAGGCUAUACGUCUAUUGAAAUGUCAUCUUUCUUCUUUUUCUGGCAUUCCAACAUUCGAGUACCUCAAGGUCAUCGUUGAUGUAAAUGAUAAAGAUAACAGUAAAGGAUCUCGCAGACGACAACAGGUAUUAAAACUAUUAGAGCAGGAAUCUAUAACAUGGGUUGAAGGAGAAUCUGCGGGUACAAUAUUGAUCAACUUGGCAAACAUAGAGCCUAAACGAUUGAGUUUUGUCAAGUCAUAGAAUGCUCCAGUUAGUUAACCAAAUGAACUGUCCAAUGUGCAAUUGAUUGAUUGUUGGCAAAACUGGCAUUAGUCUCGUGAUUUGUGGAGGUGUUUUGGUUUUUUUGUCAUAGUUUUGAUCAAAUUUUUUUAAUAUUAUUUUGAAAUAUGGGGACCUAAAUCAUUAAAUAAGCUAGUUUCACAGUCCAAUAUUAUUUUGUUUGAGUAGUUUUACCCGUAGUAUGUUUCUCUCCUUUCUGGCCUCACUUUUAUUUUUUA